AUGUCUUGCAUGCCUUCACCAGCCGGUGACCCUCCUACUAUCAGCGCGCGACCCAAACUCACCCUCCAAACUACCUCUCUCCCUCGCACAUUUGGGUCUUCAACCACCGGCCUCUCCCGCUCCUGCACCGCUGCUCCUGGUGCAUCACCGACCGUUGGAAAUACUUUUAAAAACGCCUAUGACAUUGCAACCCCCGCCUCCGCAACCAGCUCUCCCUCCAAGGGCCCCAGCCACCGGUUUCCCUCCAACAAACCCAUCUCACCUUAUGUGCACAACAAUAAUAAUCCCUUCAACUACCGCCCUUACCAACUUCCCUUGGGAGUGCGAAGCAUCUUGCGCAACUCCCCUCUCGACACAGCCUCACGGCGGCGAUCGGGCUCCAUCUCAGCAGGGGCCAACAACGGACCCGGGGGCGCAGGCGCUCGCCGAGUCUUUUUCCCCACAAAGAAGCAAGUCAGCUAUCGAGUCCCAAUAGAGGAAGAGAUCCGCACGGAGCGCUACACCGCGCAGCAUCUAGAUCUCGUGCUUGAAGAGGAGGAGAAGGCAGCAAAGCCAAAGGUGGCAGUGCAGCAACACGAGGCAGAUCGGGGGCCAGAAACACAACCGCACGACUCCACCCAGGAAUCAGACGCCAACCAGUCCCUGUCUGAGUCUAGUACUUCAGACGAGGCUAGUGCCGACGAAGGAAUACCCAAAACAACGCUUUCGAAGCUGGAACGCAAGAAAAGACGCACUAUGCGCACAGAGCGGCAAGUGCGCGCUGUCGCACUGCUUGAUGGAUUGGAAUCGGACCAGUAUGGUGGCUGCUCCACACCGCAGACUCCCCAGGGACGAGUCAAACGUCGCCGAGAAUGGAAAUGGACUUUGGGACCGAUCAACACCGAUAUCGCUACCACUACCAGUUCUGGAAGUGUUUCUUCCGCGACGACGACACCUGAAACUCCCUCGGUUUCCUCUGCCUCCACUGUGGAUGAACCAAAACCUGAAACCCAAUCCUUUCAGGAUCAAUAG
This is a messenger RNA of Penicillium pulvis, 1011 nucleotides long. RefSeq lists its product as uncharacterized. Bases 1 to 1011 code for a protein of 336 amino acids. NCBI's taxonomy places the organism in Eukaryota, Fungi, Ascomycota, Eurotiomycetes, Eurotiales, Aspergillaceae. The record is from RefSeq and is a predicted model, not a curated record. The transcript has a single exon.